Messenger RNA from Trifolium pratense (red clover), 2175 nucleotides. RefSeq lists its product as uncharacterized. The coding region runs from base 643 to 1404 and encodes 253 amino acids. The transcript has 2 exons. The record is from RefSeq and is a predicted model, not a curated record. NCBI's taxonomy places the organism in Eukaryota, Viridiplantae, Streptophyta, Magnoliopsida, Fabales, Fabaceae.
UGGUUAUGGUAUACCACUAUUAUAUCUUUUAAACAUUUGUAUCACUUAAGUUGUCUUUUUAAAUGUUACUAUAUUUGUUCUUGCAGGAUAUUUAAUGGAGCCCUGAAUGGCUAAUAUGGUCCCUAAUGUUUGCAUUUUUGCAGCCCUUUUGUUUGUUUCUUUAAUUCGGUAGGCGUGACUUGAAGAUUGGUUGUAAGAGUUGGCAUUACGAAGGAAGGUAAGUCGGUGGACGAAGUCAUUGGGCUAUGUAUAAUGCUUUUUGAGGUCAACUGCACCAACAUCAUCGACAGUGGAGGUCAUGGAGCACACCAAGGUCAUCAAUGGUUUUGGAGUACAAGAGAUUGAUCGAGAGGAGCCGGUGAACUUGUGAUUUACGCCAUCGAAAAUGACGAGAAUGGAUGAUUUGGAGGCUAGAGUUGCAUCGAUGGAAGAAGCGUUUGAAAACAGAGUUUCGACACUGGAGGAAACGUUUCGUCAAAUGUUUGCUGAAUUUCGUUACAAGUUGGCGGAGGAGUUUGCAAAAAGUUGAUGUGAACCUGAAAAAACAACGUUGUCAUUCUCUGUUGAGGAGACAGUGUCGGAGUAUAGGAUAGCUGUGAAGAAAGUAGAAUUACCAUCGUUUGACGGUGAAGACCCUGUGGGAUGGAUCAAACGAGCAGAGACAUAUUUGAAGUGCAAGGUACGACGGAAGAGGUGAAGGUGAGAUUAGCCAAGUUGAGCAUGGAAGGUACGACAAUCCACUGGUUUACUCUCUGGAGGGAGACAGAGGACGAAUUGUCACGGUUGAAGUUGAAACAAGCCUUGAUUGAGAGAUAUGGAGGACGACAAUGUGAUAAUCCCUUCGAAGAAUUGAAAGAUCUACAACAAAAAGGGACUGUGGAGGAGUACAUUGCAGAUUUUGAGUAUGUGUCAUCACAAGUUGGAAGAUUACUGGAAGAUCAAUAUCUCAGAUAUUUUAUGGGAGGACAACGACCAGAAUUACGGUUGCGAGUUCGAACAUUUUGUCCGCGUAACAGAGUGCAAGCGAUGAAGUUGGCUAGGUAUGUUGAAACUGAAUUGAGGAGUUCAGUGUUGCCAAGGGAGCCCAAGUAUGGUGCUGGCCCAAAUACUUGGAAGGGGGGUAAGGAUUGGAACGUUGGUCCUAAUCUUAAGUUGGGUCAUGGGUCAGCUUCUAACCCAUCAGUUAAUUCAAACCGGGUCGGAUCUCACACACCCAACCCAUCUAGCCCGAGUAAUUUCAGAAGAGGAUCUUCCAAUAAUAGCAGCCAAAUCUCGAAUGUGAUGAACAACGGUGACGAACGGUCGCAAAGUUGUGGAGUCAAACACCUCCCUUACUCUGAAUUGAUGGACCGUAAGGCCAAAAUUUUGGAUCAGGUCCUUGUAAGCUUCAGAAGUUUGGCUUAAGGUAUUUUGGACCUUUUCCGAUUGUUAGCCGCAUUGGUGCUGUGGCUUACAAGGUUCAACUUCCUCCAGAGGCGAAGAUUCACCCCGUCUUUCAUGUUUCACAUUUGAAACCGUUUCAUGGUUCACAGCAAGGAAGGACUCUAGUGUAUAUAUGUGAGGGAAUCAAUUCUGUUAGAGCAGAUCCGGAUAUUAAGGAAGGAAAGGGCCAACGAGUCAAGCAUGUCAACGUGAGAAUGAGGGGCAAGGCAAUAUAGCUAAAUGAAGAGCCCAUUCAAGAGAGUUCAACAAAAUUGUACUAAUUAAGCAUAAUGAUAGCAUCAGCAGGUUUUCCACCUCCUGGUCCUGCAGCAGCAGCAGGUACUAAACACAAGCAUAAGAAGAGCAGGAAGAAGCUAGCUAGCUUGGAACAUUGGCGGGAAUACUUUUCGGUUUUGUGUCUUGGCAGCUGUUUAAGUUGGCUUCAACUUUGAUUAAAGGAAAAGGAAAUUAAAGGUACACAGGCAAUGGCUCAUGCCUAGUAAUGAGUUCCAAAUCUCUUAUUUACACUUCUAUAAGCUUUAAGUGGUCUUUUAACUUUCUUUAUUUUACCUAAUUUUAAGUCUUAAGUGGACAAAAGAGAGUAUGAAAUAAUCUUUUCUUGUAUUUUUCAGUGUAACUUAAGUGUCUCGUUCUUUAUGUGUUUUAUUUUAAUAUGUACUAGCAAAUAUAAAUUAGAGUUUAUGUAUUCUUUGUGCUCUAUUAUGGAUAAUAAUAUGAUAAUUAUUGACUUGU